GCAUUUGUUUGAACACGGAGGGUUACGAUGUUGGCAGACUUUUUAACUUCAAAUGGUUCCCAUCCUUUGAUGCGCCGUCGCUUCCACAAUGCCAUCCUCAGUGCGGUGACAGAAUUAUACAAUCAAGUUCAGCCAAAGCGAUUUGCGGGGCGAGCGUUGCAAGCAGAAACUCGACAGUCAGCUCUCGACUAGUGCACGUGCAUGACACCUCUUGGACAUAAGUUAGACACUUGACUCCCAAAGUUUCAUGAGAUGAGUUCAGAACUUCGUCACUCUGUCGUGCUGGUUUAGCUUUCUGACAAGUCUAACUUAAGAGCAACAUUUUUAGUUCCGGACUCACGGCUCGCAGAGCAAAGAAGCAAACGUAAUCCAAGUUGUUAUAGCGCCUACAAUUCAUAGUUGGUGUAUCGCCUACAAAUUCAAAAGUUCUGAGAGAAAUUCGCGUAUUUUUGAGACACCAUGAGUGCCGACACGAUGCGAGCUCCCACCUACAACGUGGCGCACCUGUUAAGCGCGGUCCAGACCGAGAUGACGCGGGGCAGCGAGAAGGGAGACCCGAGCGAGAAGGGACUGAAAGUCACGCUGGAGGACCGGGACCUGUGGCGGCGGUUCAGCAAGCUGACCAACGAGAUGAUCGUCACCAAGACCGGCAGGCGGAUGUUCCCCGUGCUCUCCUCCUCAGUCACCGGCCUGAACCCCAACGCCAUGUACUCCAUUCUGUUGGACUUCACCCCAGCCGACGAGCACCGGUGGAAGUACGUGAACGGGGAGUGGGUACCGGGCGGUAAGCCCGACUCCCCGCCGCCCAGCACGGCCUACAUCCACCCCGACUCGCCCAACUUCGGUGCGCACUGGAUGAAGCAAAGCGUCUCCUUCAGUAAAGUCAAGCUGUCUAACAAACUCAACGGCACUGGACAGAUCAUGUUGAACUCUCUUCACAAGUACGAGCCGCGCAUCCACGUCAUACGGGUCGGUGGGCCGGAGAAGCAACGCCUCAUACGUAGCUUCAGCUUCCCUGAGACGCAGUUCAUUGCCGUCACCGCCUACCAGAACGAAGAUAUCACACAGCUCAAAAUAAAGUACAACCCGUUUGCGAAAGCCUUUCUGGACAUCAAAGAAAAGGGCGAGCAUGAAUUUGAAGACUGUCAUGAUCACCAACAGCCAAGAUACCCACAACUCGGCAGUUGGUUUUUACCGAGCGCAGGGACCCUAUGUCCGCCGAGCCCUCAUCACCAAUUCCCUCCGUCACUCGGCAUGCCUUCCCCGGUCUCCCACAGCUGUGCCGUAGAGAGGUACGGCAGCCUCCGGAGUCAUCGCUCGACACCUUACCCUCCACCGCCUUACGAACAGAAGUACUCCCCUACAAGCGCAUAUGCUACAGAUUCCACGGCAUCUUCCUUGUCACUUCUCCCCGCCCACGAGGCAUGGUCUCCCCUCGGUAGCUCCACCCACCACACCAGCAACAUCACAACUUCCCCCUCCCACCAGUACGGCGGCGUCUGGGCUCCCGUUACCUCCUCCGCAGUCCAACCCGCCUCAAGCUGCGGCGUGGGUUCCCCUGUGCACACGUCACUCCUCCGCGCAGCUUACUCCAAUUACAGCCAGCCUAGCACUUCGUCCAUCACAGGGGUACCACGCCCGCCGGCUGGCUCCAUGUCAUCGUCCUGCGCCGGGUAUCAAAACUACAACAGUCCAUCCGAAAUCCACGGAGGUUUAAACUCGACCGACGCGAUUGGGAGCUACCCAACCGUUGGAAAUCAGCUAUACACCGGUAAGGUUGGCGCGUGGAGCCCGCUGACCCCACCCUCACCCGGAGUUUAGAAGUCGGUACUGGAGAUUCAUGAACUCUUCCAUACGUUUCAAUUAACAGUAAAAACAAGGCCGGCAGAUUUUUAAAAAAAAUACCUCAAUUUUGCAUGUCCCAAGCGAAAUUCAAACGAAAGACAAGCUGCACUAAGGCAUAUGCUGAAAAAUUUGCGGUGAUCAUGCAUUUAAUACAGUGUACUAUAUUAUAUAUUUUCUGUCGACUGAUGUUUUUUUGUUCUAAUACACUGUACAUGUAGCUCUUUUCAUUCAUUGUACUUUUGUCGAUUCCCGAAUGACAAAAACGAUAGCAGGCUAUCGUCUUCUAGGAACAGUUCCCCAAAAUAUUAACCAAAAUUAGCAUUACUUCAUUUGUUAUUGGAACUUAUUUGUUAAGUUAUUGUACAAUUAACAUAGAUGGCCAAUCAUGGUACAUGUAUAUGCAAGACAGGGUACAUACACGAAUGUAUAUAUUUUUGUAAGUUAAGUUAGAAGGACAGUUUUAAUACCCUUGGAAUAAUCAAAAUCAUUUGAAUGUCAAUUGAACUGUCAAAAACUAGAACCAUCUUCAAUAAAUUCCAUAUCCAAAUUAAUAAGUAUAAUUUAGCACACAAAAAUAGAUAAUGAAAUCUCAGCUAUAGGCAUUAUGUACAGUUGUCUUAAAGAGAAAUUGUUGACAUUCGUUUUUGAAUAUCCUUUUUAAACUCGAGAACAGUUUGUGUAUAUAAUAGCUGUCGUUUUGUACAAAAAGUUCAAGGUAGGCAUUAUGUAAACUGCAGCUGGAUUUCUGCGACUGUUACAUGUGAAGAUUUCUAGGUUUCGCAAUAUUUUAAUGCAACGUUUUGAGUUAUAGCAUCGUAAUGUUAUUCUAGAUGGAGGAAGAAAUUGACACAAUAUUCAUGUGCAUUCAAUGUGUUACAUGUAGACGUAGUUUAUAAACAUAUGAUGAAAUAAACAUAUGAUUUACAUUUUUUUUUUAACAAAUGAUGUAAACUUUCAAACGAUUCUCUUCCAGCCCAGCUUCCCCCCCCCCCCCCGGUUUAAAUGUGACCUCUCAUUCCUUCUGUAAAUAUUGUUUGUAAAUUUGAGAUACAGAGUUAAUAAAAUGAAUUUACCAACUUAAAGGAGA
Patiria miniata (bat star) is the source of this 2932-nucleotide messenger RNA. RefSeq names its product T-box transcription factor T homolog. Gene Ontology annotation, cellular component: nucleus. The record is from RefSeq and is a predicted model, not a curated record. NCBI's taxonomy places the organism in Eukaryota, Metazoa, Echinodermata, Asteroidea, Valvatida, Asterinidae. Gene Ontology annotation, biological process: heart morphogenesis; regulation of transcription by RNA polymerase II; mesoderm formation. Gene Ontology annotation, molecular function: DNA-binding transcription factor activity, RNA polymerase II-specific; RNA polymerase II cis-regulatory region sequence-specific DNA binding. Bases 460 to 1821 code for a protein of 453 amino acids. The transcript has 7 exons.